AUGAAGCUGGAUAUGAAUCUUUUCAUGCUAUUUACGGUGCUACAGUUGGCCUUUGCAGAAGACCCGGUCGAACCUGCGGCAGUAACUACUACUACUGGACCUACAACUGCAACCACUCCGUUAACAACAACUACAACUCCAGCAGCAGGAGCCGCUGCAGCAACGACUACAACCUCCACUCCCACCACUACACCUGCUGCAGGAGCAGCUACUACAACGUCAACUCCCACUACUACCCCUGCUGCGGGAGCAGCCACUACAACAACCGGAACAACCACUGGAACAGGUACCACAGCCACGCCAACUGGUGUCACUACUGGUACCACUACUGGCACCACGAGGGCCACCACUACUGGUGCCACAACUACAAAUACGGCAGCUACGACCACAACCACUAAUCCGAAUGCAGGUAUGCCUCCUCCGGAAGUUGUGACUAACUCGGAUGGCUCGCUUUCAACCAUUCCAGCUACAACUGUUUGGGUUACACUUACCGUGAACGGACAACUUACCACAGCCAUGUCGUUAUACUCUCAGAGAUUUUCCAACCUCUACUCUGAACUUGCCGAACCAUCAUCCGGGAGUGUUGGAAUGGGAAGUUUUACCGGGGAAGUUGGAGAAGUAAGAGAUUACGAGACAAUUACUGUGAGUGAUAACGUAGCCGCUGGCGGAUUAGUUGAUGUUGCGGGAGCCCAGGGGGCCAUGGCAAGAUGCGGAAUGAUUGGAGCUUUGAUCUUGGCGUUGUUAUAA
Messenger RNA from Komagataella phaffii GS115, 747 nucleotides. RefSeq lists its product as hypothetical. Gene Ontology annotation, biological process: fungal-type cell wall organization. The record is from RefSeq and is a predicted model, not a curated record. The transcript has a single exon. Bases 1 to 747 code for a protein of 248 amino acids. Lineage: Eukaryota; Fungi; Ascomycota; Pichiomycetes; Pichiales; Pichiaceae.